GGGGGAGGGAGCCGGCGGCCGCCGCGAUGUGAGCGGAGCCGAGGCGGAAGGCGCUGCCCGCAUGGCCGCGGGUGGCGGCGGCAGGAAGGUGCCGGUGAGCAGCGCCGAGCACGGCGGCGUGAGGAGGGAUGGCGGCGGGGACCCGCACUGGUCCAGACCCGAGGCCCGUGUCUGGACGGUGAUGUUGCUGCUGGGGACGUGCCUGCUGUACUGCGCCCGUGUCACCGUGCCCAUCUGCGCCGUCGCCCUGAGCACCUACUUCGACUGGGACAAGAAGCAGUCCGGGAUAGUGCUCAGCAGCUUCUUCUGGGGCUACUGCUUGACACAGAUUAUCGGGGGACACAUCAGUGACCAAAUAGGAGGUGAGAAAGUCCUCCUCCUGUCGGCAUCGGCCUGGGGGUUCCUCACGGUGCUCACCCCGCUGCUCACCCACAUCACUUCUGCACAUCUCGCUUUCAUGGCCUCCUCCAGGUUCCUCAUGGGGUUGCUGCAAGGGGUGUAUUUCCCAUCUCUGGCCAGCCUGCUAUCCCAGAAGGUCCGUGAGAGCGAGCGAGCCUUCACCUACAGCACAGUGGGGACCGGCUCGCAGUUUGGGACACUGGUGAUUGGUGGUGCUGGAUCUCUCCUCCUGGAUUGGUAUGGAUGGGAAAGCGUUUUCUACUUCUCUGGUUUGCUCACUUUGCUCUGGGUUUACUGCACCUGCAAGUACCUCCUGAGUGAGAAAGAGCUCAUCAUCCCCAUAGACUGUUUAAUGAGAGGCCUCUCCAUAUCCAAGCAGACCAAAGUUCCUUGGAAGCAGCUGUUCAGGAAGGCACCGAUAUGGGCUGUCAUCAUCGCUCAGCUCUCCACGGCCAGCACGUUUUUCACUCUCCUCUCCUGGCUGCCAACUUUCUUUAAGGAAACUUUCCCCGAGUCAAAAGAUUGGGUGUUUAAUGUAGUCCCCUGGCUGGUUGCGAUUCCAACAAGCUUGUUCAGUGGAUUUCUGUCUGAUCAUUUAAUCAGCCAAGGCUACAAAACCAUCACCAUUCGUAAGUUCAUGCAGGUCAUUGGCUCCGGUGUCUCGAGCAUUUUUGCUUUGUGCCUGGGCCAGACCUCCAGCUUCUGCAAAGCAAUAGUGUUUGCCUCCGCCUCUGUUGGCCUCCAGACCUUUAACCACAGUGGCAUUUCAGUGAACGUGCAGGAUCUGGCCCCCUCGUGUGCUGGCUUGUUGUUCGGUGUUGGGAAUACAGGUGGAGCCCUCCUAGGUGUCAUUUGCGUGUACCUGGCUGGUUACCUGAUUGAAACGACCGGCUCCUGGAUCUCUGUUUUCAACCUGGUGGCUGCUGUUAACAGCAUUGGCCUCUGUGCAUUCCUCCUGUUCGGGGAGGCCCAGAGGGUGGACACAGACUCUGCAUAUAUGGACCUCUAGAGAUGAGUCCAGCAGGCAGCCCAAGGGCAGGAGAAUGUCACAUCUUUGUGUCUUCAUCGCACAAGUGCCAAAGAACAUACUUUUUUAGGUGUUUAAUAGGAAAACAUAUAUUGGGACCAAAUACGUUGUGGGUCUGGAUGGAACCCAUGAGAGGAAAGAAAUACAGAGUUUACCGUGUGCUCAGGGCAUAGCUGAUGGCCUGCAGAGCCAUUCCAGCUCAGCAUCUCCAGUGAGCUUACAGCCAGCGUGACCAAUGUGCCCCAGUCUGUGUGUAGUGGACAAACACCAUGUGGCUGAAGCAGCUCAUGCGGUGUGUCUCCAAAGGCUGCUGUGGUUUGGGACCACAGGGAGGGCGGAUGGUGACACAUGUCCUCUGAACUAAAUGAAAGGAAUAAUCCAAAUGGAUGUACCUCUGCCCUUACCCCUCUCUUGCGUGCCUUCGUUUGCAGCCUGCUUGAUAGGUACAAGCCAGGUUGAGAUGAAUUCC
Messenger RNA from Pezoporus flaviventris, 1895 nucleotides. RefSeq names its product solute carrier family 17 member 9 (gene SLC17A9). Gene Ontology annotation, molecular function: transmembrane transporter activity. The transcript has 13 exons. Gene Ontology annotation, biological process: transmembrane transport. NCBI's taxonomy places the organism in Eukaryota, Metazoa, Chordata, Aves, Psittaciformes, Psittacidae. Bases 62 to 1408 code for a protein of 448 amino acids. Gene Ontology annotation, cellular component: membrane. The record is from RefSeq and is a predicted model, not a curated record.